Molecule: messenger RNA, 4550 nt
Organism: Xiphias gladius (swordfish)
Lineage: Eukaryota; Metazoa; Chordata; Actinopteri; Istiophoriformes; Xiphiidae
Gene: hao1
Product: hydroxyacid oxidase (glycolate oxidase) 1
Exons: 7
Coding region: 279-1409 (376 amino acids)
Molecular function (GO): oxidoreductase activity; FMN binding
Source: RefSeq, a predicted model, not a curated record
AAUCUAGCCACAGUCUAAACACACACAGAAUAUGAAGGUCCAGGUGGUUUAGAGUCAUAGCCACAGUGCCCACAACUCUCUGGGUUUGUUCUAGCCUUCAUAACCCAACUUUAUCUUGUAUAAACUGAGCAGAGCAGAGACCCCCUCAGAAGUCAUGAUUAAACAGAAGAGGCUUAGGGCUGAUGAAGCCUCCAGCAGGUUAAUGAUUACAGAGCUUGCCCUUCACUGUGUGUCAGACAGUGAGCCUCCUCAGUGUUUUGGCCUUUGGGUGGACAGAGAUGUCAGGGCAGCGUGUGUGUGUGUCGGACUUUGAGGAGGAAGCCAAAAAAGUUCUUCCUAAAGCUGUGUAUGACUACUAUCGCUCAGGAGCUGAUGAGCAAAACACACUGGCUGACAAUGUCGCUGCCUUCAACAGGUGGUAUCUUGUCCCUCGGGUGUUGAGAGAUGUGUCCACAGUGGAUAUGUCUGUCUCUGUGCUGGGCCAGAGACUCAGCAUGCCUGUCUGUGUUGCAGCCACAGCAAUGCAGAGGAUGGCUCAUCCUGAGGGAGAGACAGCUACAGCAAGAGCAUGCCGAGCAGUGGGAACAGGGAUGAUGCUCAGCUCCUGGGCCACCUCUACUAUAGAGGAAGUGAUGUCAGCAAUGACAGCCUCGCAGGGUGACGGGGGUGUCAUGUGGCUGCAGCUUUACAUUUAUAAAGACCGAGAUCUCACAUUGUCAUUGGUACGCCGUGCAGAGGAAGUGGGCUAUAAGGCUAUCUUUGUUACCGUGGACACGCCAUACCUGGGGAGGAGAUGGAACGACAUGCGUAACCGCUUUAAAUUGCCCCCACAUCUCAGUAUGUCCAACUUCUCAACAGCCUCCCUGGCUUUCUCUGAGGGAAACUAUGGCAAUGACAGUGGUUUGGCUGUUUAUGUUGCAAAAGCAAUCGACCCCACUCUCUGUUGGGACGACAUCACCUGGCUGACAAAACACACACAUCUACCUGUGAUUGUGAAAGGAGUACUGAAUGGUGAGGAUGCUGUCCAGGCUGUGAGCUAUGGUGUCAGUGGCAUCCUGGUGUCCAAUCAUGGAGCUCGACAACUGGAUGGGGUUCCUGCCACGCUGGAUGUGUUAGAGGACGUGGUGAGGGCAGUGCAGGGUCGCUGUGAUGUCUACAUGGAUGGAGGAGUGAGGCGAGGGACAGAUGUCCUGAAGGCUUUAGCUCUGGGAGCAAAGGCUGUCUUCAUUGGUCGACCAGUGCUGUGGGGCCUCGCCUGUCAGGGGGAACAGGGAGUUAGUGACCUCCUGGAACUUCUAAAAGAGGAGCUGAAACUGGCUAUGGCACUGUCAGGUAACACACAAAUGCACACACACAGGGAAAUUACAUUGUGGUGGAAAUACCUACCUAUCAACCAUUACUCUGACUAACCCUUUUAUGUAUAUUUGUGUGUGUGUGGUGUGUUCGUGUCCGUGUCCGUGUUCGCGCGCACACACGUUUGUGUAGGCUGUCGCUCUGUAUCUGAGGUAAACAGGUCCCUGGUCAGGAGAGUGGAGUUCCCCUCCAGGAUGUGAGAGAAGAAUCUGUGACAGGAAUCACAAUACAUUCUUGAUAGAUCACUGGACACUUUCAAAUUAGUCAAAUUAAUGUUUGUUGUCAUGGUUACUACUACUCAGCACGUGCAAACUGUUGUUUAAUGUGUUGUGUGGCUCUAGAGUAGCAUUGUCAAGUCUGAGAAAAUAACUCAAGUGACAUUACUGCGAUUGCAAACUGAGGACAUCAAGUUUGAAAGACGUGGGUAUAUAAAGCACCAGUCAGGAAAGGUUUAACGGAAGACAUAUUGAGUUACAUUAUGGAAAAUGUAGGAUCCAGUGUUUUGGAAUUUGAUCCACAUUACAAACACACUACAAAAAGUCAGGAUAUCCCAGCCUCUGCUGCAUAAGUUUUGACCAUUCUUUUUUUAAUCUCUCUCUCGCAAGUCCCUGAACUUUAUGGAAGUGUAGUUCUAAAUUGCCAUAGUACCCCUUUAAGGUCCAUUUAUCAUAUCAUAUUUACAAGUUUUCACUUUGACCUUUUACUACAUGAGCAAUAUUCACCACAGUCAUGCAGUUAUGUCAUGUAGAAAUUAUGUGCUUCACAAUAAACUUCUGUCACCUUCUUCUUCACCUGUCCAUUUUUGAGAAACAUCAGUUCCUCAUUAGAAGUUCUGACUGACGAUGUAAAUAAGGAGCAGUGCAGUGUAUUUGAUAUUAAUGCAUUCAUUCAACGUCACUUCAUAACACUUAUUUUAAAACCUCACUUAUAUAUAUGCUGUAGCUUACCAGUUAGACUUGCUGUACUGACUUUCUCUCCCUAACAGCAAGGCUACGUCACCAACUGUCCCGAGCUCCAGGCUGACUGCGUGGACACUACUUUGUGCUGAUGAGAUAAAUUGCAGAUUUGUUUGGUAAAACAAUAUGCACUCCUAAAAAACAAUAUGAACUCAAAUGGCGACACCGCAAUUUUUAUGCAAUCCUGAAGCCCCGUCUUGUUUAAGGAGGUUAUAUUUUCCUGAAUAAAUUUGUGUUUAAUCAACCCCCAAACCAACCAAAAGAUAAACAAUACACACAUAAUGCAGAGAGUUAGAUAAAAAUGGUGUUCAAAUUGGGGCCCACAGCCAGUUUUUGGCUUCCAUAUGGCCCUUUUUUGUUUCCACAAAUUUACAAAAAGUAUUGCACACAUCCGAAAAUCUGAAACAUGGUUUUGAAAUUUCAUAUCUAAUACAUGAGAUUGAAAAUGUUAACAGAGAGGCAUCCAAAAAAUGUUUUCCCAGAAAUGCCCCCUUAUUUCUUAGAAGGCAAACUUCAGCUUUGUGUAUGGGAGGGGAAUUUUAAGAGGAUGACCCAUACGCAGAAGGAAUUCUGCGUAUGGGUCAUCCUCUUAAAAAACAAGACAGCAUUCAGUUUACACAAUCAGACUUUAUUUCAUGAACAAUUAUACAACUAAAUUAUGACAGUGCACAAAUUAGUCAAACUUUGACUAAGAUGAUAUUUGCCAGUCACUGAUUUCAGUGUAGCUUCUAAUAAUACUAAUGGUUAGCCCUCUAGCUGGGGCUGUAGGUGUCCGUUUCCAUGUUGCCUCUCCUACUGAGGACAGUGGACACUGCUGAGAAGUGCAGUGGACUCCAUGAGAAUGCAAAAGUAAAACAAUUUGAGAAUAGAAACCCUGGGUUCUAGUUACGCCACACACUAAAGGGAUCAAUGUGUUGGCCUUACAGGUUGCUGUGGAUGAUUUCGCACUGGGAAGGUGAAAUUACAGGCAUGGUCUGACAACAAGCUUACUCAGCAUUUCUCUAAGAAACAGGGAAAGAGGGAGGGAGAGGAUCCUAAACUGCAGAUCUGGCUUCCGGCUUGGUGCUUCUCAUGAGCAUUGAUUCUCCUCAGUAAUCAGUAAAAUGUGUGAUAGUUUUCCACUUUAUCGCUUUGCACGUUGUUUAUUAGACCAUGUCACGGGUGUGUUUAUGGACAACAGGAUUCAGGAUACAAUUGCAGACACUGUGGCAGAACAGAGGCCUAUACUGAAUGAAUCAAGUUCAACAUACCCAGAAUAUCUUUUUUUAUCUGGCAACAUCGUCAGAACCAUGAAUAGUACUUAGUAUGAUAUGAGACGAAAACGGUGAUACCUGCAAGAAAAUUGUGUUAUAGCCAUUUAGUUUAGUUUUUUAGUUUCAGUCAUUUAGUUUUGAAGUUACACUAAAGAACUUGUCACUUUCUCAAUCUUUGAUUAUGACUUUCAAAAGAAACAAAUGUGUUCCAUUAUUUCUGCAGAUUCACAUGAUGCCUUUGGCUGUUACGCUGUUGGUUUUAGAACUUGGCACAGUAGUUUGGGAAGUUCGCACUAUGACUUUGGAGGUGAAUCUUCCAGAUGUUUGACCUUCCCAACCAAGUAUGCAAACACACAGAGCCAAUAUAAAAACUUUCAUUCAACAUUCAUUGUGCAACUUCACAUAUUGAUUUUGUAGGUUAACACCUAGCAGCGAAAUUUAUCUAAAAGAUAAACUGUGUACAUUCUUGACAGUACCAUAUUGGUUCUUUGAAGUUGACAAAAUAGUGUAAGAUGUUUGCAUUAUGACUGUGGAAGUUAGACGUCCAUUUCUUUCAAAUUCCCAAACCACUAUGGUGACUUCCAAAACUAAUACAUUCACUUCUUAAACCAACUGAAAGUUUUGCAUUCAUUGUACACUUGACAUAUAGCUUUUGGAUGUUAUUAACUAUCUAUUAAUAACUAGCUGUCUGCAUAAGUGCUAACUUACCUAAAAUACUUGAUUGGAAACUUCUUCUAGGUCAAAACCUAGUAUAUGGCUGGACGGCGUGUGUUCAAUGUUCAAAAUUGAGGACAUAGUUGAAAACUGUUGUGGAACAACUGUACACAAGUCCUUUCAAUGGAGAGAUAAUAAAGCCUGCUGGAAAAGUCACUAAAUGGCACUAGAUGAUGUAAUAUGCUAAUCAGCAUAUUCAUGACAUCAUCGUAUCAUAUUUGCAUUCUGUCAAGUGUCAGCCAGUUUCAGCCCUUUAUCUGCUUGCUUCUCUUGU